GUGAGGCAUCAAACACAACAAACACAAUAUUGUAAAUUGUUCUCACGCAUAUAUUUUUGUUGAAACAGGCCAAGGAUGGCACGUGGAAAAAUUACCUUAUUACCCCUGUCCACCCUCAUCAUCUUGCUUCUCACCUCUCACACCCAAGGCGAUGAGAGGGCGUGCGCGCCGACCAUCACCCAGAGGCUAACCGGGUAUGCGAUCAUGGGAAAUCCCCAAUGGGAAGUGACCAUAUGGAUGGGGUGUCAUUGUGACAUAUACAAUCUUGUGGUGUCGUGCGCUUUUUUUGGCUCGACUGACCCGAAAACUAACCCGGGCAUCAUCCAAAAGUACGUGGAGAAUUUGUGCCUCAUUAACCAAGGCUACCCACUAUACGGCUAUAUGGCCUACAAGUUCACGUACGCGUGGCACAGGGUCGAGAUGACGCCCGACCUCUUCGAGCUCAACUGCACGAAUUAUUGAACGAAAAAUGUAUGUGGAUUUGUAUAUUUUUCUAGUAUAUAGUCAUUUGUACCGAUUUUUGUUUUGCUUUGUUUUGUUUUGUCACGUGUUGUAGAGUAGUUGAUAUGUGAUGUGUAUGUAUGUGUUGUGCAUUGAUAUGAAAUAUAUAGAAUCGCGGAAUCGCU
This is a messenger RNA of Striga asiatica, 626 nucleotides long. The record is from the annotation of a GenBank genome assembly. Lineage: Eukaryota; Viridiplantae; Streptophyta; Magnoliopsida; Lamiales; Orobanchaceae.